AUGUUGACUAGUAUAUUGAAAUUGAAUGCAGCAAUACCGGCACUGUUACCGGUAUUCAUGUUUAUGUAUGUACAUAGAAUGCGGCAUGAAACACCAUUUGUUCGUGAAGAAUUCCUACGUGAAUAUGAUUAUAUUGUUGUUGGAGCCGGUUCAGCCGGUCCUGUCGUUGCGAAUCGUCUAUCGGAAAAUCCUCGAAUGAAAGUAUUACUUUUAGAAGCUGGUGGCCAUGAAAUUUAUCAAACAGAAAUUCCCGUUCUUGCAGCACGAUUACAGCUUUCAGAAUUUGAUUGGCAAUAUAAAACUGAACCACAAAAAUAUGCCUGUCAAGGAAUGAUUGAAAAUCGUUCAAAUUGGCCAAGAGGAAAAAUUCUCGGUGGUUGUUCAUCUAUUAAUUAUAUGCUUUAUAUACGUGGUAAUAUUAAAGAUUAUGAUCUAUGGGAACAAUGGGGUAAUUAUGGCUGGGGCUGGAAAGAUGUUUUCUAUUAUUUCAUCAAAUCCGAAGAUAAUCGUGAUCCGGCCAUUCUGAAGAAUGGAUAUCAUGGAUUCAAUGGCCCAUUAACCGUAUCGACACCACAUUAUACAACGGCAAUCGGUGGUGCAUUUCUUGAAGCUGGAAAAAAUUAUGGCUUUCCAAACAUUGAUGUCAAUGGUCCAAGACAGACCGGAUUUGCCAUACCACAAGGGACGGUUCGUCGUGGUGCACGUUGUUCAACAUCUAAAGCAUUUAUCAGGGAUUUUCGUGAACGUGAAAAUUUUCAUACAGUGAUCUAUGCUCAUGUAACACGGAUACUGUUCAAUGAACAUAAACGUGCCAUUGCCGUUAAAUUUGAUCGAAAAGGCCUGGAUUAUAUCGUAUAUGCACGACGUGAAAUUAUUCUAUCAGCCGGUGCUAUUAAUUCACCACAAUUAUUGAUGCUAUCAGGUAUUGGGCCACGUUGGGAUCUUGAACAACUCGGUAUACCGGUCAUUUCAGAUCUACCGGGUGUUGGUGAAAAUCUUCAGGAUCAUAUCGGUGUCGGUGGUAUGCAAUUUCAUAUUGAUGCACCUGUUUCUGUUGUACAGCCUCGAAUGUAUGUUGCUAAAUCAUUUACACAAUGGAUUGCAUUGGGUAUCGGUCCAUUAACUAUGUUGGGCGGUUUAGAUGGUCUUGGAUUUAUCAGUACUAAAUAUGCAAAUGCAAGUGAUGAUUGGCCCGAUGUUGAACUGCAUUUCAUACCCUCAUGUCCAUCAUCAGAUGGCGGCGAAUCUGUUCGUAAGGCAAUGAAUCUUAAGAAUGAAUUAUUUCAAAAAAUUUAUGAACCAUUUCUUUACGAUGAUUCAUUUGCUUAUUAUCCGGUACUAUUAAGACCUCGUUCAGUCGGAUGGAUGAAACUUCGUUCGGCCAAUCCUUAUGAUCAACCAAUCAUUCAGCCAAAUUAUUUCAAAGAUCCAUACGAUGUUAAAGUAUUGGUUGAUUCGUUGAAACUUAGCCUUAAGAUGGCUUUAUCGAAACCGUUUCAAAAAUUCAACGUAAGACCAUGGUCAAGAAAAUGGUAUGGUUGUGAAAAAUAUCGUUGGUUUAGUGAUGAAUAUUUUGAAUGCUUAACACGAUCAUAUUCGGCAACAAUUUAUCAUCCAGUCGGUACAGCUAAAAUGGGCCCACCAGAUGAUCCGAUGGCCGUAGUUGAUCCACAACUUCGUGUUUACGGUGUGAAAGGAUUACGUGUCAUUGAUGGAUCAAUAAUGCCAAAGAUUGUUUCAGGCAAUACCAAUGCACCGAUCAUAAUGAUUGGUGAAAAAGGUGCCGAUCUAAUCAAAGGUCAUUUAUAUCCACCGGUCAAUGUUCGGCCAGGAUAUGCACCAAUACCGGAAUAUUUAAAAAAUCCCGAAACCGAAAAGAAUGCUGUCGGUGGUCCAUUAAGUAAAAUUGGACAUUUAUUUGGAAAAUUUAAUUUUCUAAAAUUUGGCUAACAAAAACAAUGAAAAAAAAAAUGAAGAAGAAAACAUCUUCAAACAUCAUGUGUACCUACUGUGUGGUGUGUAUGUGUUCUGCCCUAAUGAUUUCAUUUAACACAUCUUCACACAAGAAAAACAACAACAACAUAAAAAACCCACACAAACAACGACGACAUUGAUGAAAAUGAUUAUCAAUCAAUUUUAAUUCUUCAAGGUAAAUGGCUCAAUAACGUAUGUCAACUAUUAAUAUAAUAUGAUAUGACGAUGAAUUUUAAACAAAAUUUCUCACGUAGACAUCCUGGCUAACUGGUUCAACUGGCAAUAAGUUUUAUUUAUAAAACGUCAUUGAAUUUCUUAACGAACUUUGAUCUUUUGGAAAGUUAAUAAUGUUGUUCGAUUUUCAAAAAAAAAAAAAAAAACAAAAUUGGUCAUCAAGUCUAGUCGUUGUAAAUCCUGUUUAAACUUUUUCUCCCUUCGUGUAUUUCAAACGUCCCAAUUAAUUUCUCAUCACAAAUCGUCAGAAAUGUGUGUGUGUGUGUGCCGAAUAACAAAUAUGAACUACUUUUUAUCCGCUGUCUUUUACUCCUCCCUGGUUAUCAUCAUCAUCAUCAUUAUGGAUGUUAAAAAUAUUGCCGAUUUUUAUCACCGAUUCCUAAUUGGUUCAAUAACAAGCAGAUAAAAUUAUAUAUAAUAGCUUUCGGAAAUCUAAUAAUUUUAAAAUGAAAUUUAAUAAUAAUAUAAUAACAACAACAACAUCAACAACAAUUAUCAAUAGAUUGGUUUAAAUAGACGAUAUUAAUGACAAUGAUUUGGGUCGAUUUUUCUUUGAUAUUUGGUUUGGAAUUAAAUUGAAUUUUUGUUUUAUAAU
Messenger RNA from Dermatophagoides farinae (American house dust mite), 2803 nucleotides. RefSeq names its product glucose dehydrogenase [FAD, quinone]. NCBI's taxonomy places the organism in Eukaryota, Metazoa, Arthropoda, Arachnida, Sarcoptiformes, Pyroglyphidae. The record is from RefSeq and is a predicted model, not a curated record. Gene Ontology annotation, molecular function: flavin adenine dinucleotide binding; oxidoreductase activity, acting on CH-OH group of donors.